AUGUCAAAGACCAGGAACUACGCGCAAAUUCUCAUUGGAUCUUGGUUGUUCUUAACAGCGAUGGCUAUUCAUUUAAGUCUUUGGGUAGCACCACUAGAUUUUCAACAAGGUGGAAAUUCUCGUAUUCUCUAUGUACAUGUUCCUGUGGCUCGGAUGAGUAUUCUUGUUUAUAUCGUUACGGCUAUAAACACUUUCUUGUUCCUAUUAACAAAACAUCCUCUUUUUCUUCGCUCUUCCGGAACCGGUACAGAAAUGGGUGCUUUUUCUACACUGUUUACUUUAGUUACUGGGGGGUUUCGGGGAAGACCCAUGUGGGGCACCUUUUGGGUGUGGGAUGCUCGUUUAACUUCUGUAUUCAUCUCGUUCCUUAUUUACUUGGGUGCGCUGUGUUUUCAAAAGCUUCCUGUAGAACCGGCUCCUAUUUCAAUCCGUGCUGGACCGAUCGAUAUACCAAUAAUCAAGUUUCCAGUCAACUGGUGGAAUACAUCGCAUCAACCUGGGAGCAUUAGCCGAUCUGGUACAUCAAUACAUGUUCCUAUGCUCAUUCCAAUCUUGUCUAACUUUGCUAACUUCCUCUUCUCAACCCGUAUCUUCUUUGUUCUGGAAAUACGUCUUCCUAUUCCAUCUUUUCUCGAAUCUCCUUUAACGGAAGAAAUAGAAGCUCGAGAAGGAAUACUAAAACCUAGUUCACUCGCUGAGUCUUUUUGCAUCCAUGGCCGAAUGCUUAAAGCGCGAAACCUAUAA
Molecule: messenger RNA, 744 nt
Organism: Spinacia oleracea (spinach)
Lineage: Eukaryota; Viridiplantae; Streptophyta; Magnoliopsida; Caryophyllales; Amaranthaceae
Source: the annotation of a RefSeq genome assembly